AAAUUUUCCUUUUUAAUUGUUUUCCUUUCCGUUUCCUUCUCCCAUCAUCGUUGUCAUCAUAAUCUCCUAUCUAUCAUGGCUUCCGCUUUCGUGCCACCGGGCCUUUCCCGCGAUAAUUUGCUUUCUUGGUUUCGUGAAAAUGGUGUUGGAGUUGUUUUCAAAUGGGUUGAAUAACCCCUUCUCUUUUUUCUUUUCUGAUUUUGUUUUGUUUUGUUUUGUUUGAAUUUUUUUUUUUUUAAAUCUUAUUUUUCUGCUAGGAUUCUGCUUUGUGAUUAAGUUUUCUGGUGCUGGGUUUUGUGUGAAUUGAGACCAUUAAUGAGUAUGGGGGAGGUUGGAGAGAGUGGGAACAGGGAAACCCAACGUGUUUCGGUGCAAAUGAAUGGGCUCCCGGGAGAUCUGUUGCAGAGAGUCAUUGCUGGUAACCUUUUUCCGAGAAAAUUCGAGGAAGCAGCAAGCGAAGAGACUGGUGAGAUAGAGCUGAGUCUGGGGCUAUCAUUGAACGGUCGUUUUGGGGUGGACCCCAAGAAAGCGAAGAUGCUGACGCGGUCGUCUUCCAUUUCGGAUUUCAUGACCCCACUGAGGUACCAAGACAGAGCAUCCACUGUGCUACCCAUCACAGCGCUCACCAGAACGUGCUCCCUUCCAAUGGAGACGGAGGAGGAGUGGAGGAAGAGAAAGGAGUUGCAGACGCUGAGAAGAUUGGAAGCCAAGAGGAAGAGAACGGCGAAGCAGAGAAGUUACAAGACAGCCAGGAGCCGAGACAGGGAUCGAGCUAGUUUGGAGGAGAAUUGCGAAGAAGAUAAGGUAGUUGAGGACAAACCACCAAUGGGUAGGAAUGGAAACCAUCUGCAGCAGCCAUACUUGGGCAUGCCUAGUUGGACUAUAGGAGGCUUCAUACCUAGCAAAACCGAAAGAGCUAAUGGGUUGGGUGAUGGUGGUUUGAAGGGAAAUACAACACCACCACCACCUCCACCGCCACCACUACCACCAUCAUCACAAGGGUCAGUGGGAUCGCAAAGGAGUUCUUCUGGGAUUUCCGAAUUCGAGAGCCAACCAAUGCAAGUUAAAGGAGUGAACAAAUGCAGUGAAGCAAGAAGCCCAGCAAGUAUUCAGUCUUUACCAGGCCAGAGUGAGCAGAAACCCUUAAUCAGUCCUGGGACACCAGAGAAAUCAGGCAAGGUUGGAGGAGUAGUGGCAGAGAAUCAACCUAAGAAACCCACAAUUUCUAGCAGGGGAGUAAGUGAAAUGGCAAGGAAGGUGAUGGAAGAUAUGCCGUGUGUGUCUACCACAGGAGAUGGCCCCAAUGGGAAAAAGGUAGAUGGCUUUCUUUACAGGUAUAAGAAGGGAGAGGAGGUGAGAAUAGUAUGUGUUUGCCAUGGAACCUUUCUGUCUCCCGCUGAGUUUGUUAAGCAUGCUGGUGGCAGUGAUGUUGCUCACCCGUUGCGGCAUAUAGUUGUUUACCCAUCUUCUCUUUUGUAAUGGCAAAUGGUCAAUGGUGCCAAAAAGGAAGGUGAUCAAAAAGGUUAAUUAGAGUUUUAAUUAGAGUUUUCUUUUCUCCCCUUUUUCGUCUUUUGAUAGACCAGGCAGGUGUAUUUUAUUCAGUACAUGAAGCCUCUCGUUCGAAAGGUCAAAAUGAGAAUAGAAGACAUUUAAAUUGUGUUGGGAA
Messenger RNA from Vitis vinifera (wine grape), 1666 nucleotides. Its product is annotated as ninja-family protein AFP3. Gene Ontology annotation, cellular component: nucleus. NCBI's taxonomy places the organism in Eukaryota, Viridiplantae, Streptophyta, Magnoliopsida, Vitales, Vitaceae. The transcript has 2 exons. The record is from RefSeq and is a predicted model, not a curated record. Gene Ontology annotation, biological process: negative regulation of DNA-templated transcription; signal transduction. Bases 316 to 1479 code for a protein of 387 amino acids.